Molecule: messenger RNA, 1866 nt
Organism: Bacidia gigantensis
Lineage: Eukaryota; Fungi; Ascomycota; Lecanoromycetes; Lecanorales; Ramalinaceae
Exons: 3
Coding region: 1-1866 (621 amino acids)
Biological process (GO): intracellular protein transport; retrograde transport, endosome to Golgi
Cellular component (GO): endosome; retromer, tubulation complex; retromer complex
Molecular function (GO): phosphatidylinositol-3-phosphate binding
Source: RefSeq, a predicted model, not a curated record
AUGGAUUACUCUCAGCUUCCCAACGACCCUGACCAUCCGGUCGGAACUUCACCAUGGCAGAAUUCCCCGGGUCCCAACCGAAGCACCUUUCCUUCAGAAGACAGCACCCCCUCUUCCCCAGAAGUAUCAAAACAAUCGCCCUCCCUGCCUGCAUCGAGCCAGCAGCAAGAGCAGCAAAACAAUGCUCAAGUAGAGCGACCGUCGUCCACUCCUCCAGAUCGCGAUGCGCCGCUGUCACCGCAACAAAAUGGAGCCGGAAGGCAGCCUGCGAGAACGAUCAGUCAGAGCGUGCCAGAUAUACGAUUCCAAGGCCCACCAAUGACGGAGGAAGAGCUGCGUCAAGAGUCAAUGCGUCAGCAGAGGAUUCAGGAACGUCAUCAACAAUCUCUACACGCUCAACAACAUCAAAGAGCUCCAGGUCCAAACAGGUAUCAUGGCAAGCAAGGUCAAAGACAACCUCCAGCCUACAUGCUGCAAGCUAGAAUCACGACACUGGAAAGACUCGGAAAGAAAGAUCCUGCGAUACAUUUUGAUGUUCACACGAAUCUACCGAAAUUCCGAACUACGCAGGUCAGAGACAUCAAGCGCACACAUUCGGAAUUUGUCAAGCUAGCGGAUCAUCUAAUCUCGUCGAAUCCAGAGGCAUUCGUACCUGCAGUUCCACCUCCUCUGACUUCUGCCGGAGCUGGGACGGAAGAAGACGAAGUCCGCACGAAGAACGCCAUGCAAAGGUGGCUCAAUUACGUUUGCAGCAACGAUGUGUUGAUGAGAGAUGAUGAGAUGGUCUUCUUUGUGGAAAGUGAUGCUGGAUACAGUCCUAUGAUGAGGAUGAAGCAACCAGCUACUGGUGUGAGGAGGAAAGUCAUCAAGCAAUUUGCCCCGCCGCCGGACGACUCGCCUGAGCUUCAAGACUCGAGGCCGACAGUCAAAGCAUUCUAUCUUGGUACAAUGGAUGCAGGUCAGAAAGUCGAUCGAUUGGUAAAAUCUCGCCGGGGCCUUGGAUUAGCAGAGUCCGACCUCGGCGUCAAAUUUGGGCAAAUGCAUGUACAAGAGACUCAUCCGGGUCUUAGCAUUGCCUACCGCAAACUUGGAAGAAUUAUUCAAAGCACAGGUGACUACCACGCUGCUCAAGGAACCGCUGAAGCAACGACUCUCGCGGACCCACUGAAUUACCACUCCUCCGAUGCUUUCAUCGUUAAAGAGACCCUCACAAACCGUCAUAUCCUGCUGCGAGAUCUCCUUUCCGCCCAACAAGCCACCCGCAGCAAGCUCUCAGCUGCUGAUAGGCUUAAGUCAUCCUCCUCCGUCCGCCGAGAAAAAGUGGAUGAAGCAAUCAAUCAGCUUGAUGAGGCCCGCUUACACGAGGAAUAUCUCGAUCAAAAGACAAAGCGCGUAACAUCCAAUCUGCUUCAAGAGAAACGUCGCUGGUAUUUCCGCACGGCGGCAGAUCUUCGCACUAGCAUACGAGAAUAUGUACUUCGCGAGAUCGAAGCUGAACGCCGUGCCCUUGCCACGUUGGAGUCUGUUCGUCCUGACAUUAGAAAUAUCGACGCUUCAGGAGGACUUUCAAGGCUAGGCAGAGAAGCUCACCCUUCAACGAGGAGAGCGAAUAUGCAAGCUUCCCAGGGUCCGAGAGGCGAUGCAUGGAGUGGUGUUCCUAGACGUGAAGGUGCACUCGACAGAUCCACGAGUGGAUUGUCAGCUACAGGAAAGGUAGAGAAUGAUGCCGUCAAUGGCGAGGGUGGGGGGCGCAAGAGGGCUGCUAGUGGAGCGGGCAGUUUGAAAGGGGCCAAGGAAGAUGAUGGAGAUGAGGAUAGAGUGGACGCCAGAAAUGCGGCUAGCAGGCUUGCCACUAGUACAUUUUGA